CCGCUGAAUCAAUUUCCCAAUUUCCCCAUAUAAAAGAUCGGUGUUUUAUCGGACGAAUAUUAACGAUUCGUGUUCAUCGCCAUCAACGUCCUCUCCAUCCUCCCCUGUCCUCCGCUUUAUCUCUCUAGAGCCAACAAACAAACAAAGCACAACAGAGCCGAACAGACAAGACAACCCAGAGAUUAAUUUACAUCUGGAUAAGGAAAUCGAAGCCAAUCCGAUAUGUCUACGCGUCUGUUUACAAAACCCACCUCCCCAUUUCCUCUCGCCUCCACAUUCGACCGCGACUCCUGGGGUUCUCCAAGAAAGUUCUGAUCUUUUUCGGGUCUCGUUCAUCGGGUAUCGGGACGUCGUCCGGAAAUGGGUUUGAUCUUCUCGAGGGAAUCCCUGGGUUGCGCGCCUUCCCCGCCGGCGGCGACGAGCCUGGGGGACUUGCCGGAGAGCUGCGCGGCGUCGGUCUUGGCCUACUUGGAGCCGACGGAUAUUUGCCGGCUGGGGAGGCUGAAUCGGGCGUUUCGAGGGGCGUCGUGGGCCGAUUUCGUCUGGGAAUCGAAGUUGCCCGAGAACUACCGCGUUCUCGUCGAGAAGGUGCUAGGUGGGGACUGUGUCGUUGGAAAUGGCUUGAGCAAGAGAGAGAUGUACACGAGGCUUUGUCGAGCUAACGUUUUCGAUGGAGGCACAAAGAAAGUUUGGCUGGAUAAAUUUACCAGCCGUGUUUGUAUAUCUAUUGCUUCAAAAGGCUUAGCUAUUACUGGGAUUGAUGAUAGGAGAUAUUGGAGUCACAUCCCAACGGAGGAAUCUAGGUUUGGAACUGUUGCGUAUCUCCAGCAAACAUGGUGGUUCCAAGUCGAGGGAGAGAUGGAAUUCCCGUUCCCCGCGGGGUCCUACAGCAUCUUCUUCAGAAUCCAGUUGGGCCGGGCCCAGAAGAGGUUCGGUCGCAGGAUUUGCAACUCGGAGCAUGUACACGGUUGGGACAAAAAGCCCGUGCGGUUCCAGCUGUGGACUUCGGACGGCCAGUCUGCUUCAUCCCAGUGUUUCCUUGGCGAGCCUGGGAAAUGGGUGAACUACCAUGUCGGGGACUUUGCCGUCCGCAGCCAGCAGGCGUUCACCAAGGUGAAGUUCUCCAUGACGCAAAUCGAUUGUACACACACUAAGGGAGGUCUGUGUCUGGACUCUGUAAUUAUACACCCUAGUGAGUCCAAGGAGAGGUUGAUGCGGUUUUGAGGUGCAUCUAUCUAGCCUUCUUAGGUAGAAAAGUGUAACAAAGUUAGUCUUUAUGUACCAGUUUGGCUAUUUUUAGGAGUAUGAGCGUUUGUGCCUAAGAAAGCGAGGAAACUGUGUAUAGUCUUAGCAUCCUUCUCGAGUAGACAUAUCGCCGGAAACAUUUAAAUAACAUCUGAGCCCUAUGAUUUCUUUA
Molecule: messenger RNA, 1417 nt
Organism: Rhodamnia argentea
Lineage: Eukaryota; Viridiplantae; Streptophyta; Magnoliopsida; Myrtales; Myrtaceae
Product: F-box protein PP2-A12-like
Exons: 3
Coding region: 361-1224 (287 amino acids)
Molecular function (GO): protein binding
Source: RefSeq, a predicted model, not a curated record